This is a messenger RNA of Capronia epimyces CBS 606.96, 1935 nucleotides long. RefSeq lists its product as uncharacterized. The transcript has a single exon. Gene Ontology annotation, cellular component: mRNA cleavage and polyadenylation specificity factor complex. NCBI's taxonomy places the organism in Eukaryota, Fungi, Ascomycota, Eurotiomycetes, Chaetothyriales, Herpotrichiellaceae. Bases 1 to 1935 code for a protein of 644 amino acids. The record is from RefSeq and is a predicted model, not a curated record. Gene Ontology annotation, molecular function: protein binding.
AUGGCCAAUAUCUUCGAUGACGGGGAAGGCGGCCUUCGCCGAAGAAGACCGCGACCGAUUACUGACUAUGGUGCCUCCAUGGUCCAGUGGAUGAGCCAUCGGAAACCGGCGUACAAAGGAAGUUAUCACUAUGAACUAGAACGGCCCAGUCAGAGCUAUGUGGUCGACAUGUUACCGCCGCCGGCGCGACGCGAUGCACCGGCCGAAUCGAUUCCGGUCCGCCAUCUGCACACCUCCCUGGGGAAAUCAAAAAAGCCAGUCACCAUCGUCCGGUGGAUGCCUGAAGGUCGCCGACUGCUUGCGGGCGUGCACAAUGGAGAGUUUAUGCUGUGGAACGGCAUGUCUUUUAACUUCGAGACCGUCACCGCCAUGGGAUCGAGCUCACUGCGUGCCGCCGAGUGGUCCAAUAGAAAGGACUGGCUUGUAGCAGCCAACGAUGAGGGCACGGUCUACUAUCUCCAGCCGACCUUGAACAAUCCGCAUCAAUUCAAAGGUCACGAUGCGCCAAUUAGAGAUAUCGCGUUCGCGCCCUCCGACACCAAAUUCGUGACCGCCUCUGAUGACAACACUCUCAAGAUCUGGGACUUCACGUCGUCCACCAACGAAUCCACCUUCAAGGAACACGGUUGGGAUGUCAAAGCCUGCGACUGGCAUCCGACAAAAGGCCUGGUCGUGUCCGGAAGCAAAGACCACAGUGUCAGGCUGUGGGAUCCCCGUACCACACGAAAUCUGACGACGCUGCACGGUCACAAGAACGCAAUCACGGCCACCGUCUUCAGCCGUCUGCGUGACCAGCUGCUCGCCACGGCUGGCCGAGAUGGUCAAAUACGCAUUUUUGACCUACGCUUGAUGCGGGACGUUGCUAUCCUGCGUGGCCACGAGAAAGGCGUGACCACAGUAUCAUGGCAUCCCAUCCACCCCAGCUUAAUCAGCUCAGGCGGCGAUGAUGGCUCCUUAAACUCGUACCUCCUGACCGAGCCGAACACGCCACCAAGCAUCUCUUCAACAACUGCAUCCCCCUAUGCUUCGUCCGACCCACGGUCUGCCCCGGCGCAGUCCAUUUAUCCAGCCCACCGGAUGCCGCACGCGCACGACUCGUCAAUCUGGUCGCUCGACUGGCAUCCCCUGGGCCAUAUCCUGGCCUCGGGCUCCAACGACCACUACACUCGGUUCUGGUCGCGUGCGCAACCAGGCCAAACCACGUGCUUCAAAGACCAGUUCCAUCUGGGCGAAGAGGGCGCCGAGGCUCAAGGCACAUGGGACCGCAAAUUCGGACGCAGGCAAGCCAAGGAGCUGGAAGAGCAAGAGGCCGAAGACGAGGCUGAAGGUCUGGAGGAUCAAGGUGCCGCCCCAGGUUCGCAAGCUGCCGGUACAGCGGUAUCAAUCCCUGGCCUGCCUGGUCUCCCUGGCAUAGGCAUGAACGGGGCGACGGCGACGGCGACACAGCCAACGUCUUCUGGACCGGCCGCAUUCACCCUCCCGCCACCCCCGCCGUCUCUGAUGCCAGGCCUGCAGAAUAUUCCUGCCGGGAUGCCACCACCGUUCCCGCCCGUGCCAGGCAUGGAUGCCGAGUCUCUGCAACGGCUUCUCGCCAUGUCCCAACAGGUCCAACAAGCGGCGCAUCAGCCACCCGCACAUGUGCCUGGUGGUCUUUCAUCGGCGGCCUUCCCCGGUCUAGGCGGCUCAGCGCCGAUCGACUUUUCCAAACUCAAUCUCCCGCCGGGGUUUCAAGUGCCGCCUCCCCCGCCCAAUAUCGGAAUGCAGAAUGGCUCUCUUGCCGCCGGCAUACCGGGUCUGGGGGCAGGGGCAGGGGCAGGGGCUGCUGGACAGGGUCAGGGUCGGGACGAUGCAGUGCGCAGGCGUGCGCCUCUGCCGAGCCAGAGCGACGGCUUCAAGGCCGAGCAAGCCAGAGGGAACUAUCGCGUGGCGAGAUGA